GGGAGAAAGAGAGAAGGAGGGAGGAAGAGAGAGAGAGAGAGAUCAGACUCAGUCCUCAUAAGUUCGCGUUGUCGGACGGAACCAUCUGGAAAAGCUGCGCGCUCGGACUCGUAGCCUCCACGGACGACUGCAACUUUCGCAAAAUGAGACUCUAUUCUCCCUUCUUCACAUUUUUAUUAACCUUUGCCUGGUCACUGAUCCUCCUGGCGAACUGCGAGGAGCAGCAAAUCCCCGAAGAGAAACUUCUCGUCCUGACUGUUGCAACGAAAAACACAGAUGGCUUCAGGCGCUUCCUGAGAUCUGCUAAACAUUUCAACUACACUGUCAAGGUUCUUGGUCGAGACCAGAAAUGGAACGGGGGAGACUACAUGUCUGCUCCAGGAGGUGGCCAGAAAGUGAGACUCCUUAAAACAGCACUGGAGGAGAUGAAGAAUGACGACCAAAUUAUCCUUUUUAUUGACAGCUACGAUGUGGUGUUUGCAUCCGGUCCCAAAGAGCUGCUCAAGAAGUUCCGUCAGGCCAAACACAAGGUGGUGUUCUCGUCCGAGAGUCUGAUCUGGCCCGACAGACAUCUGGAGGACAAAUAUCCCCACGUCAGGGAGGGCAACAGGUUCCUCAACUCUGGAGGUUUUGUUGGUCAACUUUCCAACAUCAAAGAAAUGCUCGUUAAUUGGACCGGAAAAGACGAUGAUAGCGACCAGCUGUUCUUCACCAAGAUUUACACUGAUCCAGCAAAAAGAAAAUCCAUAAACAUCACCCUGGACAGCAGGUGCAGAUUGUUCCAGAACCUUUUUGGAUCCCUUGACGACGUGGUGCUGAAGUUUGAGGACGGUCGAGUGCGAGCCAGAAACGUCUUGUACGACACCUUGCCUGUCAUCAUCCAUGGGAACGGACCGACGAAGCUCCAGAUAAACUACCUGGGUAACUACAUCCCCAACACGUGGACGUUUGAGAAAGGAUGCACAAUGUGCCACGAAGAUCUACUUCCACUCUCAGCUCUGAAGCAGGAGAGCGAAUACCCGCUGGUGUUGAUCGGCGUCUUCAUACUCCAGCCCACCCCGUUUGUCACAGUGUUUUUUGAACGCCUGCUGAAGUUGCAGUACCCGAAGGACAGGAUCAAACUCUUCAUUUACAACAAGGAAGCUCAUCACGAAAAACAUGUCACCUCGUUCCUCAUGGACCAUGAGAGCCUUUAUCGGGAAGCCAAGGUCAUCGGGCCCGAAGAAGUGGACGAAGCCGAAGCUCGCAACCUGGCCUUUGACACGUGUCGGAAGGACAAGGACUGCAGCUACUUCUUCAACAUAGACGCUGAAGUCGUCUUAAAGAACGAGAACACGCUCAAAAUACUCAUCGAACAAAACCUUCCUGUUGUGGCGCCGAUGGUAACUCGAGUCGGCCGACUGUGGACCAACUUCUGGGGGGCUCUCAGUGAAGAAGGCUACUACGCCAGGUCUGAGGACUACGUGGACAUCGUGCAACGGCAGAGAGUGGGUGUGUGGAACGUCCCGUACGUGUCCAGUGUGUUCCUGCUGAAGGCCAGCCUCCUCCAAUCAGAGCUGGACGACUACGACUUGUUUGACUCAGCGAACCUAGACCCCGACAUGGCUUUCUGCCAGCACAUUCGCAACACCGGAGUCUUCAUGUAUGUGACGAACAUGGAGAUUUUCGGUCGCAUCCUGUCAACAGAUAAUUACCAGACGGGUCAUCUGCAUAAUGAUCUGUGGCAGAUCUUUGAAAACCCAAUGGACUGGGAGGAGCGCUACAUUCAUGAAAACUACAGCCACAUUAUGAAAGACAAGCUGAUUGAAACGCCCUGUCCGGACGUGUACUGGUUCCCAGUUUUCUCUGACAUCGCUUGCAAGCACAUCGUUGAAGAAAUGGAAAACUUUGGACAGUGGUCAGGAGGCGGCAACAAGGACACCAGAAUCCAGGGAGGCUACGAGAACGUCCCAACCAUCGACAUCCAUAUGACCCAAAUCAACUAUAAAGACGAAUGGCAGAAAUUCUUACAGGAGUACAUAACGCCGAUAACAGAGAAAAUGUACCCUGGUUACUACACCAGGGCUCAGUUCGAGCUGGCCUUCGUGGUUCGGUAUAGACCGGACGAGCAGCCGUAUCUGAGGCCGCACCACGACGCCUCCACGUUCACUAUAAACAUCGCACUCAAUGAAGUGGGUCUAGAUUACCAGGGAGGCGGAUGCAGGUUCCUCCGCUACAACUGCUCCAUCCAGGCGCCUCGUAAAGGCUGGGCCCUCAUGCACCCAGGUCGCCUCACCCACUACCACGAAGGACUGCCCACCACGGCCGGCACCCGCUACAUCGCAGUCUCCUUCGUGGACCCUUGAACCCCUCCUCCCCCCAACGCUGGCACGCCUCACAACGCUAGUCCAGACCAAACAUGAUAAAAACUGAUCCUCCAGACUCCUCCACACAGUUGCUCUUUGUUUCUUCUCCUUCAUUAGCUCCAAAACAAUAUUAUUAUUUCUGCUCCGAGUCUGAUUUGCUUAAAAUCGCAGCUGAACACUGGAACGAGGGGGGGGGGGGAGAGAAACCAAAAACGUACGUCAUCGCCGCCCAUGAGAAAAGAGAACGGGGCCCAAAAUAAGACUUUAUUUAACCAGCGUCUCACCAUCUUGUGUCACAGAAGUUGCUUGGAUCUGGUCUGGAUUGGCUCCUUUUUGUGCCUUUUCUGAAAAAAAACAAAUAGUCGUGCCAUGCAGUUGUGAGUUUAAAGAUGCAGUGGUUUUUAGGAGCUUGUCUCUUAUAGGGGGGGUUAAAUAUACUGUAGAUGUCUGGUGCUGAGGUUCUGACUGUAGCUGUAUCACCAUCAGCACCGGGGGCCCAGUCUGUCUGUCUGUCUGUCGACUGAUUAACGCUCCAUCUCUACAAAUAGUGUCUUGAAUUCUUCAUGAUCUGUAUUUUACUUCAGUUGUUUUUUUUUUUAUUAUUGCCAGAGGCCACAAAUACUGUAUUAAAUGAUUUGAAUUGAAUUGGCAAAGUUUAACCUGGAGUCAGACGGAGCUCCAGCACUGAAAACCUGCAAAAACAGAAAAAGAAUUUCACUCCAGUCAAAUUACACAAACUGUUUCCCUUUGUCUCUGUCGGUUUCUGUUACAAUCUUGACUUUUUUUUUAUGUUUGUAUAUUUUAUUUGAUUAAAAAGUCAUGUUUUGAGAGAUUUUA
Messenger RNA from Mugil cephalus (flathead mullet), 3182 nucleotides. RefSeq names its product procollagen-lysine, 2-oxoglutarate 5-dioxygenase 1a (gene plod1a). Lineage: Eukaryota; Metazoa; Chordata; Actinopteri; Mugiliformes; Mugilidae. The record is from RefSeq and is a predicted model, not a curated record. Gene Ontology annotation, biological process: peptidyl-lysine hydroxylation. Gene Ontology annotation, cellular component: endoplasmic reticulum. The coding region runs from base 144 to 2345 and encodes 733 amino acids. The transcript is spliced from 19 exons. Gene Ontology annotation, molecular function: iron ion binding; L-ascorbic acid binding; procollagen-lysine 5-dioxygenase activity.